This is a messenger RNA of Pteropus alecto (black flying fox), 3122 nucleotides long. RefSeq names its product TBCC domain containing 1 (gene TBCCD1). The transcript is spliced from 8 exons. The record is from RefSeq and is a predicted model, not a curated record. NCBI's taxonomy places the organism in Eukaryota, Metazoa, Chordata, Mammalia, Chiroptera, Pteropodidae. Gene Ontology annotation, cellular component: spindle pole centrosome. Bases 617 to 2284 code for a protein of 555 amino acids. Gene Ontology annotation, biological process: maintenance of centrosome location; maintenance of Golgi location.
CUUCAUGCUCGGGCUGGAGAGGCUGACUUUGCUCUCGCCAGGUUUCGGGUCCGCUACGGACCCUGUCCGCUGGGGCUUCUCUGUUCGCGAAAUCGUGUCGGAGCGCUGGAGCGGCCCACGCGGCGUCCUACCCGGGACAGCGUCGGAGGUGGCGGCGAAGACUCUGGAGGACCGCCUUGGGCCUCACGCCGAUCUCCCCGCCUGAAAAACCCUAACCUCAGCGCACCGGGGGAGUUUUUUUGAACUGGGAAAGAGCCCCAGUUUAUGUUUGUUUUACGAAUUUAGCCCUCUCGAGUCUCGGAGUUAGAGGAUUCAGCUCCAGGAUCUGGCAUUUGAUUGCACGCUUCAGGCACAGGAGCUUGGUACCUCACAGAACAGCCUGUCUCCAUUUUGGAGUGAAUUAAGAUCUUCUUCACAUAACUUCCAUCGUCUGGUUUUCCUCACAACGAUGCUAAACCAUUCCUGUAUUCGAAGACAGCUGCCAUUUCCCCCCUUCCUUUGGGUUCAUGCUGCCAUGUUCCUUCACUUGGAAAAUGGCCUUACAUGGCCUCACGUCCAAAGCCAUUCGUUCUGGUAUGCAAAGAAGCCUUUUUACACAGAUGUCCUUUGAGAUAAUAUGGAUCAGUCCGGAGUUCUCCUCUGGGUGAAAGCAGAACCCUUUAUAGUGGGUGCUUUGCAGGCCCCUCCUCCAUCCAAGUUCAGUCUUCACUACCUCAGGAAGAUAUCCACCUAUGUGCGAACCCGGGAAGGAGCUUACCCACGCCUAUACUGGUCUACAUGGAGGCACAUUGCAUGUGGGAAGCUGCAGUUGGCUAAGGAUCUGGCAUGGCUUUACUUUGAAAUAUUUGAUAGUCUUGCAGCGAAGACACCAGAGGAGCGCCUAGAAUGGUCUGAGAUUCUAUCAAACUGCACAUCUGAGGAUGAAGUCGAAAAGCAGAGAAAUCAGCUUUCAGUGGACACCCUACAGUUUCUGCUCUUCUUAUACAUACAGCAGUUAAAUAAGGUCUCUCUGAGGACAUCUUUAAUUGGAGAAGAGUGGCCUAGUCCCAGAAACAGAUCUCAGUCUCCUGACCUAACUGAAAAAUCCAGCUGUCAUAAUAAGAACUGGAAUGAUUACAGUCACCAAACUUUUGUCUCUGAUCAUCUAUCAGAUCUCCUUGAGCUGCUUUUAGAUCCAGAGCAACUCACUGUAUCCUCUCAUUCAACCCAUAGUAGUCUAGUCUCUCGAGAAGCUGUUGUGGCACUCAGCUUUCUUAUUGAAGGUACAGUGAGUAGAGCCAAGAAGGUAUAUCCACUUCAUGAACUUGCACUGUGGCAACCACUACAUGCAGAAAGUGGCUUCUCAAAGAUCUCGAAGACCUUUUCUUUCUACAAGCUGGAAGCCUGGUUGAGAGCCUGUUUGACUGGGAAUCCAUUUGGUACAUCUGCUUGCCUCAAAUCUGGAAAGAAAUUAGCUUGGGCUCACCAAGUUGAAGGGACGACCAAAAGAGCUAAGAUUGCUUGUAAUACUCAUGUGGCCCCUAGGAUGCACCGCAUGGUGGUGAUGAGCCAGGUUUAUAAGCAGACAUUGGCCAAGAGCUCAGAUACUCUGGUGGAGGCACAUAUAAAGAUUCAUCGUUGCAACGAAUCUUUUAUAUAUCUGCUCUCUCCCUUACGAUCUGUGACAAUUGAAAAGUGCAGGAAUAGCACCUUUGUCUUGGGCCCUGUACAGACAGCUCUUCACCUCCACAGCUGUGACAGCGUUAAAGUCAUUGCUGUUUGCCAUCGUUUGUCCAUCUCUUCUACAGCAGGUUGUGUCUUUCACAUUCUGACGCCUACACGCCCACUUAUUCUUUCUGGGAACCACACAGUAACUUUUGCACCUUUUCAUACCCAUUACCCAAUGCUGGAGGACCAUAUGGCCAGGACUGGCCUUGCUACAGUGCCUAACUAUUGGGAUAAUCCAAUGAUUGUGUGCAGAGAGAACAGUGACACAAAUAUCUUCCGACUCUUACCACCAUGUGAAUUCUAUGUAUUUAUUAUUCCCUUUGAAAUGGAAGGGGACACAACAGAGAUACCUGGGGGUCUUCCAUCUGUGUAUCAGAAAGCACUGGGUCAAAGAGAACAGAAGAUACAGAUCUGGCAGAAAACUGUGAAGGAGGCUCGUUUGACAAAAGAUCAAAGGAAGCAGUUCCAGGUACUUGUGGAGAAUAAAUUUUAUGAGUGGUUGAUUAAUACAGGACAUCGCCAACAGCUGGAUAGCCUUGUGCCCCCUGCAGCAGGUUCCAAACAAGCAGCAGGAUGAGACUCCUACAUCAAAACACUGGGCCCUGGAGACAUGAGGAUGAAUGGAAGAUGGUGCACAUCUUGAAAUUAAAUUGAGAAGGUGCCCUGGCUGCUUAAGAGACUUUGGGGCUUUUUCUUCCUAUUUAAGACCUUUGCUUGAUUUCCAUUCCAUACUCAUUUAUUACCAUUUAGGUUGAAUUUUAGGUAAACUUCUAACUAUGUUAUAAACAUAUUGUUUAUAGAACAUCAGAAAACUCAUCUUCGUGAUACCAGAAUGAAAAAGUAGAUGAAGGCAGUUCCAUCGUGUAUAUAUUAAUAUUAAAGUGAUUGCAGAUAGAUUUGCUAGCAAACACAUUUUGAUUUAUAUGAUGAAAGGGUUUCAUCCUUUCUAGUUAAGAGUUUUAUAGUUCUUUGUAACUAAAAGGAAAUUGCUCCUUUUAAAAAAUAAUUGGAAAGAAAGUAUAAUUUGUUGGUUUAUAAAUAUAGCAAAGAUAGUUUUAUAUGAAGAUAUUUUAGUCCUUAAACUAUGAAGGUUAAUGAAACUAUAAAAUCUUUAUUUUGCAUUUUCUAAUUCAGAUUUUCAAUAAACAAGUUCUAAAAAGUAAUCUUCUCUUUUAGAUAAAAAGAUAAAGCUUUACUUUUAACUUAGAAAAGGCUCCAAUGUUAUUCUGUGACUUUAUAUCAAAAUAAAGUUUACAUUUGAUUGGGAAAGUAUGUUCUUUAGAUAAAGAAAAACAAUUAGCACAUUAACAGAAUGAACCUGAUUGCUGAUAAACAUGGUUUCAAGUGCUUAGUAAUUAUAUCAAAAAAGGGGCUUGAUCUUUUAUUUCUAAAAUAAAAAUUAACCCUCAGAAUGU